CUCCGAGGAAGUGCCCUCGCCGGAGCAGUAGGCUACCACGGAUCUGCUGGCCGCCCCCCCUCCUUAGGAAACACUGGCCAGAGGAGAGGCUCCGCCGCAUCGGCUGUAGUUCUUCUCGUCGUUUAUUCGUCUGGUUUGGGUGAACUGCUGCCGCCAUGGCCGACGAAGGCAUGGAUGAACGGUCCCCGCUGCUAUCAGCACCGAACUCCGGGAAUGUCACACCGUCAGGACCGCCUUCGUACCUGCAGGACACGAGCCCGAGAGCUGAACUACCCCCCCCCUACACAGCCAUCGCCAGUCCCGACCCAGGGGGGGUACCCGUCAUCAACUGCCGGGUGUGCCAGUCCCUCAUUAACCUGGAUGGCAAGCUUCAUCAGCACGUGGUGAAGUGUACUGUGUGCAACGAGGCCACGCCCAUCAAAAACCCACCGACUGGGAAGAAGUAUGUACGGUGUCCCUGUAACUGUCUCCUCAUCUGCAAAGACUCAUCUAGGAGGAUAGGAUGCCCCAGACCCAACUGCAGACGCAUCAUCAACCUGAGCCCUGUGAUGUUGAUUCCAGAGGAGCAGCCGGCCCAGCCAGCCCUGCCAGUCCAGCCUGAGGGCACGAGGGUGGUCUGUGGCCACUGUGGAAACGCCUUCCUCUGGAUGGAGCUCCGAUUUAACACGCUCGCAAAAUGCCCUCACUGCAAAAAAAUAUCGUCUGUGGGUAGUGCUCUUCCAAGGAGGCGUUGUUGUGCCUACAUCACUGUGGGAAUGAUCUGCAUCUUUAUCGGAGUGGGAUUAACAGUGGGGACUCAGGACUUUGCCAGUCGUUACCAUGCCACCUAUGUGUCCUGGGCGUUCUCCUACCUCCUGGGUCUGAUCUGUCUGAUACGAGCUUGUUACUGGGGCGCCAUCAAAGUCAGCUAUCCAGAGAACAGCUUUUCCUAGACAGACAGACAGACCGUUGUAAAUCUCCCUUUAAGUUGUUCACAUUGUUGUUAUUCUGAUUCUGCUCCAAGGUCAGUCCGGUCACUCCUGGUCCAAGAGAAAACAGAAAUCCAGCCCUGGUUUUGCAAUUAACUCAAUAAAUCUUUUAAUAUAUUAAGAUCAGUAAUUAAGAUAUUAAUUGGUUCGAUAAAUCAUAAAGUGUGAUUUAAAGUAAUUGAUAUUGAAAUGAAGAAACUUGACUUUGGUAAAUAUGCUGAUUACAAAGAAAGCCAGGUGGCUGGAUUUGGUCUCCUGGACCAUGGCCCAGGUACUGACUGACUGACUGGUUGAUGGACAUGUUACACAUUUUACGUACUACAUUUUGUUACCAACCAAAUGAGAAGGAUAACUUUUAUUAAGAAAAAUGUUGCCCAUUGCACUACAAUUAUAUGCAAUGAUUCUGUUCAGUUGCUGCUAGUUACCCCAGCUCCAAAAGCUGUCUCUCCUCUCUCUCUCUCUCCAUACUGUAUGUAACCCUAGUAACGCCCAGCCGGUAUAAUACUCUGAAAUGAUCCCCCUUUUAACAUCUUCCUCCUUAAAACCCGUGUGUGCCAACAUUGCUGCCCAAGUACGUUUCACUAUGCUUUACCUCCACUACCGAACUACUUAUCUACUGUGUUUGAAUUGCCUUCUCGUCAUUGGUGGCAGAAUGAGAUGCAUUUUUAAACACACCACUUGAUGGGAAAUCCAGUUCGCAUGUUAUUGUCCGUUUUCUAACCGACUCCAGGGUUGUAUAGUUUAUCUGAUUCGGAAAGGAAAGGUACUGUCGAUGUUUUGAUCUCCCACCUGUGCUACUAGAAUGUAACCUACUUCCUGCUUACUACCUGAUUUAGUUUCCUGUAGCCAGUGAAACUCAGCCAGCUGGUGUUGCAGUCGAUGAGAAAUCCUGUUGAGGAAAAAAAAUGGGCACAAUCUCUUAACUAAUGUUGUUCUGAUGAUGAAACAGUGUUACGUAGUUUAAUUCAGCAAUGUUGAAACUGUUUUGAAUCAGAUGAAAUGGGUCUUUUUAAAAAUAUAUAUAAUUUAUCAAUAAAAUGAACGGAUGUGA
Salvelinus namaycush (lake trout) is the source of this 2019-nucleotide messenger RNA. It is a transcript of the gene pip4p2, whose product is annotated as phosphatidylinositol-4,5-bisphosphate 4-phosphatase 2. The transcript has 7 exons. Bases 156 to 932 code for a protein of 258 amino acids. NCBI's taxonomy places the organism in Eukaryota, Metazoa, Chordata, Actinopteri, Salmoniformes, Salmonidae. Gene Ontology annotation, biological process: phosphatidylinositol dephosphorylation. Gene Ontology annotation, cellular component: phagocytic vesicle membrane; lysosomal membrane; plasma membrane. The record is from RefSeq and is a predicted model, not a curated record. Gene Ontology annotation, molecular function: phosphatidylinositol-4,5-bisphosphate 4-phosphatase activity.